Molecule: messenger RNA, 1518 nt
Organism: Kluyveromyces lactis
Lineage: Eukaryota; Fungi; Ascomycota; Saccharomycetes; Saccharomycetales; Saccharomycetaceae
Gene: ATP2
Product: F1F0 ATP synthase subunit beta
Exons: 1
Coding region: 1-1518 (505 amino acids)
Biological process (GO): proton transmembrane transport; proton motive force-driven mitochondrial ATP synthesis
Molecular function (GO): ATP binding; ATP hydrolysis activity; proton-transporting ATP synthase activity, rotational mechanism
Source: RefSeq, a predicted model, not a curated record
AUGGUCUUGCCAAGAUUUUAUGCUGCUUCAUCUCGUGCAGCUUUGCAAGCUGCGAGACGUGCUGUUCCCUUCACCGGUGUGAGAGGUUAUGCUGCUGCUGCCUCUUCUCAAGGUAAGGUUAGAGCCGUUAUUGGUGCUAUUGUUGAUGUUCAAUUUGAACAAGGUCAAUUGCCAGCUAUUUUGAACGCUUUGGAAAUCGACACUCCAGAAGGAAAGUUGGUUUUGGAAGUCGCUCAACAUUUGGGUGAAAACACUGUCAGAACCAUUGCUAUGGAUGGUACUGAAGGUUUAGUCCGUGGUGAAAACGUUUCUGACACUGGUGCUCCAAUUUCCGUCCCAGUUGGUAGAGAAACCUUGGGUAGAAUUAUCAACGUUAUUGGUGAGCCAAUUGACGAAAGAGGUCCAAUCAACUCCAAGAUGAGAAAGCCAAUUCAUGCUGAUCCUCCAUUAUUCGUUGAACAAUCCACUGCUGCUGAAGUUUUGGAAACUGGUAUCAAGGUUGUCGACUUGUUGGCCCCAUACGCCAGAGGUGGUAAGAUUGGUUUGUUCGGUGGUGCCGGUGUCGGUAAGACCGUUUUCAUCCAAGAAUUGAUUAACAACAUUGCCAAGGCUCAUGGUGGUUUCUCUGUCUUCACUGGUGUCGGUGAAAGAACCAGAGAAGGUAACGAUUUGUACCGUGAAAUGAAGGAAACUGGUGUUAUCAACUUGGAAGGUGAUUCUAAGGUCGCGUUGGUUUUCGGUCAAAUGAACGAACCUCCUGGAGCUAGAGCUAGAGUCGCCUUGACUGGUUUGACCAUCGCUGAAUACUUCAGAGAUGAAGAAGGUCAAGAUGUCUUGUUGUUUAUCGACAACAUUUUCAGAUUCACACAAGCCGGUUCCGAAGUGUCCGCUUUGUUGGGUCGUAUUCCAUCCGCUGUCGGUUAUCAACCAACUUUGGCCACCGAUAUGGGUUUGUUGCAAGAAAGAAUUACUACCACCAAGAAGGGUUCCGUCACUUCUGUCCAAGCCGUUUACGUGCCAGCUGAUGAUUUGACUGAUCCUGCUCCAGCUACCACUUUCGCGCAUUUGGAUGCCACCACUGUGUUGUCCAGAGGGAUCUCUGAAUUGGGUAUCUACCCAGCUGUCGAUCCUUUGGAUUCCAAAUCUAGAUUGUUGGAUGCUGCCGUCGUUGGUCAAGAACAUUACGAUGUCGCUACUCAAGUUCAACAAACUUUGCAAGCUUACAAGUCUUUGCAAGAUAUCAUUGCCAUUUUGGGUAUGGAUGAAUUGUCCGAACAAGAUAAGUUGACCGUCGAAAGAGCUAGAAAGAUUCAAAGAUUCUUGUCUCAACCUUUCGCUGUCGCUGAAGUCUUCACUGGUAUCCCAGGUAGAUUGGUCAGAUUAAAGGACACCAUCUCUUCUUUCAAGGCUGUCUUGGACGGUAAGUACGAUCACUUGCCAGAAAACGCCUUCUACAUGGUUGGUGGUAUUGAAGAUGUUGUUGCUAAGGCUGAAAAGUUGGCUGCUGAAGCUAAUUAA